CGUUGCAGUAGGAGGGUCCAUGUGCACAGAAUGACGUCGCUCUGACUUCAGUCCGACCGACUCCUUCGUUUGUUUUUAUUACUCUUUUUAUCCAGGGCACAGAAUCGGUAAUCUGCAAAAUCGUGGCCAUAAUGUGAGCUCAUCUGCCGCUGUCGUCCGACCCGUCGCUGUCGUUCGUCCUGUCAGCAGCAGCCGCUCGCUAUUGAGGAUUACUAGUGAUAAUACGCAGUAGACUUCUCCAGUGUGUCUAGCUGUCAAACUGAAAACUAUGUAUUGGAAAGAGUAGACAGAACACAAUUGUUGAUAGGCUAUUUAUUGACUUUGCUUUGCGGGUUUUUUUUUUGUCCUCUGGAUUAUCGCUGCCCAGCAACACGGCCACCUGACAACUCUGAAUGUCGUAAUUAAGGUGAAUCAAUGAGCCAGCAAUGGAGACUAAAAGAUACCAAAGUUUCUUUGAUGGAAGUGAUACAGAGAACAGAUGGUCGCAGGUCCCCAGCACCAUGGAGCACUGCUGCAGUACAGAGGAUUCAAGUCUGACCAACAGUGAUAUCCUGAUGGACAUAGUCAAUGUUAGCUGCCCUGCUGGAAGUCCGGCCACCGACUGCAAAGACAACAAUACAAAGAAGCAGGAGCAGCCAAUGCUUCGGCUCAGCCAGAACCAGUCAUUUGUUCUCCCACACUUCAACAACUCUCUCCAUGGUCAUAAGCAGGAAAUGGACUCCAAGGAGCUUUCCAAGACUGUGGCUGAGUCUAUGGGCCUGUAUAUGAAUGCUGCCAGGGAGGCAGACUUUGCCUUUAGCCAGCAUGGGGGUAAUACCAGCCCUGGGAAGAUGUAUCCAGUGUGUGGACGGCCUCUAGAGGACACCCAGUGUGGUUCCACAAAGAGCCCCAAGUUAAAGCCAUUUGGUUUCCAGCAGCCCAGCACCACUCCCAGAGAAUGCACUGCUGGGACUCCAGUUAGCUCAGCUUCAAUGCUGGCCUCAUCUCUGUCCUGCAGUCCCCAGACCUCCAGCUCCAUCUCUAGCCCCGGGGGCAGCAACAAUAUGGUGUCGUCAACCACCAGUCCUCAAACGUGCUUUGGACCAGUGUGCUCGUCCGUCAGUAGUCCUGUCAGCCAGACGUCUUGUGCUGCAACUCUGGCCAACAUCAAGCGCAGGAAUUCAGCCACAUGUAGCCCUGUAGAGUCCAGCACAGUGGGCUCACCACCACUCACCAGCCCACUCAAUGUCAUGAGGUCCCCCAUGUCCAGCCCCCAGAGUAUGAGUAGUGUGAGAUCGCCUCCGUCCUGCAGCACUACCUGUAACAUUAGGUCAUCUGUCUCAAGCCCCACAGGUGGCAGCUGCACCAGCACUGCCAACAACUGCAACACAGUAAGGCCCUCCAUCUCCAGUCCGGCCACAGGGGGCGCCAUGGCGGUCAGCAGCCCACAGAACCCCUCCUCGGGUGGGUUUCCUGUGUCCAGUCCUGCUGGUGGACUGGGUUUGGUGCAGAAUGACACCAACAGCCCAGAAGCAGCAGGUCUGAAAAGAGACACAGAUUUCAAGAACUUUGAAUUCCCUAAAGUAGAGAUGGUAGACGGGGAGGUGUUCAACGUUGGCUUAGACCAGAUGGGCAUGGUUAAGUACAUUAAGAAUGAGCCUGGAACUGACUUCAGGAGCAUGUGUUUAGGCAGCUCCAAAUGUAAUGCGAGUAGCACACCUUUUAUCACACAGAUUAAGAGUGAGCCAAACAAAAAUGAGGGAUGUAUGAACCCACAGCCCUAUGGUGAACAGUCACCAUCUCUUGGUCUCUUUCCUGCAUCUGAGACCACCUAUUUGUCCCUGAGGAAUAACGUUGAUGAAUACAGUCUUUCUGGUAUCUUAGGACCCCCUGUCUCCUCUAUGAAUGGGAACUAUGAGCCUGAUGUGUUCUCCAACAAUGUCCUGUCUAAAGGGGUUAAGCAGGAGUCCACUGAUGGCAGCUAUUACCAAGAGAAUAACAGCAUGCCCACAUCAGCCAUUGUUGGAGUUAAUUCCGGUGAACAUUCAUUCCAUUACCAGAUUGGAGCGCAAGGAACAAUGUCUUUCACACGGCAUGAUGUGAGGGACCAGUCCAACCCUUUGUUGAAUCUAAUUUCGCCUGUAACGGCGUUAAUGGAGUCGUGGAAAUCUCGGCCAGGCAUGGUGCAGGGGUCAUUGUCAGCCAGAGGUGAGGGAUACCCAGGUCAGAACUGCAUCACAGACAGCAUGACCAGCUCGCCACUGAGACAACCGUCCUCAACAGCCAAAGUGUGCCUGGUUUGUGGAGAUGAGGCAUCAGGAUGUCACUACGGUGUCGUGACAUGUGGAAGCUGCAAAGUCUUCUUCAAAAGAGCAGUGGAAGGUCAGCACAACUACCUGUGUGCCGGGAGAAAUGACUGUAUCAUUGACAAGAUCCGAAGGAAAAACUGUCCAGCAUGUCGCGUACGGAAGUGUCUCCAGGCCGGUAUGAACCUAGGAGCGCGAAAGUCCAAGAAGUUAGGGAAGCUGAAGGGAGUCAACGAGGACCUGCAGGGCUCUAAGGAUGGCCAAACUGCUACAGGUGGCGUUGGAGGCGGUUACCUGUCCUCAGAGAAGGAGCUGAACGCCAGCGCUGCCAAUGCCCUGGUGCCCCAUGGACCUGGGGUGGUCACACCUUUUCUGCCGCCCUCCAUCUGCAGUGUGCUGGAGCUGAUUGAGCCUGAAGAGGUGUACUCUGGCUAUGACAACACGCAGCCUGACACCACUGACCACCUGCUGUCCAGUCUCAACCGCCUGGCCGGAAAGCAGAUGGUACGCAUGGUGAAGUGGGCCAAAGUACUUCCAGGUUUCCGGGGCCUGCCCAUUGAGGACCAAAUCACCCUGAUCCAGUACUCGUGGAUGUGUCUGUCCUCCUUUUGCCUCAGCUGGCGCUCCUACAAACACACCAAUGGACAGAUGCUCUACUUUGCCCCUGACCUCAUCUUUAACGAGGACCGCAUGCAGCAGUCAGCCAUGUACGACCUGUGUCUGGGCAUGAGGCAGGUGAGCCAGGAGUUUGUACGACUGCAGCUAACCUACGACGAGUUCCUCUCCAUGAAGGUCCUUCUGCUUCUCAGCACAGUUCCCAAAGAGGGUCUGAAGAACCAGGCGGCGUUCGAGGAGAUGAGGGUUAAUUAUAUUAAGGAGCUCCGGCGUUCAGUGGGAAAAGCAACCAACAACUCUGGCCAAACCUGGCAGCGCUUCUUCCAGCUCACCAAGCUACUGGAUGCCAUGCAUGAUCUGGUGGGGAACCUGUUGGACUUCUGUUUCUACACUUUUCGUGAGUCCCAGGCCCUGAAGGUGGAGUUCCCUGAAAUGUUGGUAGAGAUCAUCAGUGACCAGAUACCAAAGGUGGAGUCAGGCCUCACUCACACAAUCUACUUCCACAAGAAGUGACUCACUCAACAGUUGAGACAGAAGCAGCAUUAAGAACUGGAAGAGAGGAGGAAGACGUUCAAGAAUAGAGGAAGAAGACAUGCGAGGAAGGCCCGACCAGUUGGCCUGCACCCUGUCGCCCAGCAUGCCAGGGUCCUCGUCUUGGAUGGGAAAGUUAAGUGACAUGGUGACAGAAGUAAAAAGGGGAGAAUGAUUUGACCCUGUAGUCACCAAGAGCGGGUCAGAGCUGUGAAUAGUUCGCUGAGCCGAGCGCGACACGCUGAGAAGGACUUGACAAAUGUGACAAAGCAUCCUGAAGUACCACCCCCCCCCCCAAAAAAAAGACGAUAACAGUAUUUUCUAUGGAGAUAAAGCCAUACAUUUCUUAGGAUGCGCUAGAUACAUUCACUGCGCACACACACACACCCCACACACACACACACACACACACUCAUAGAGGGAAAUUGACACACAUGCUGUCCACAUGCCUUCACACAAACGCACAGAUGCACUCCACAUGCACUAAAAUCAGAUUCUCUUACAAAUCUAGAGAAAAAGUUUUUGCAAAUAUUAACUGUGGCUUAUGCAGUCUUUCAAAAUAAUAGCACUAUGAAAAAAAGAAAUGCCAAUACUUAGAUUUUGCUUUGCAGUGUAGCAACAUGCUGCAAGACUACAGGGCAAAGGACAUUAUAGAGGAGGCACAGAAAUUCUAGACAGUAAGGCGAAAGGUCUAUUUGAAUAUAUUCCAAGGGCUAUACAAGCAUCAUCAUAAGCUGAAUAAUUACAUUAAAUCUAACAAGUCCAAGUUUGAAUCUCAAUCGGUGUCAUAGCAGCCAUCAUUAACAUUCACAUACUGAGUUUUUUAAUUAAAAUAUGUAGUAAAACAAUCAAAACUAAUAUGCAAAGGUCCAAAGCUAAAGCUGUUUUGAAAUAAAAAUGUCUCUCUUGUGUCAAGAAAUCUUGCACGUGAAGCUCCCAUGUCAUAAAGUCACUAUUUUAGGCAUUGUGGUGUAGAAUUAAGACAAUAUUGAUGAGCGAUUUUACCGUUGUACAAAAAUGGUCAGGAGUGCUGCAGGACGGAAAACAUCAUGCAUUUACGGAAACAAUUUCAGUAGAGUCCGCUGGUAAUGGAUUUGACUGAGGUGCAUCCAUAGUAAUUGUGUUUUGUGUUAUCUCCAGAGCAGCUGUCCAAAUGUCUGUUUUUACUCACAAUGAAGCAAAACCAGCCCUUUGUGAACCAACACUUAUCUACUCUUCCCAGAAAUAAUAAAAAGCAUUUUAUAAAAGUGUGUUGCAAAGGUUUAGUUUUUGACAAGCCAGUCAUUUUACAUUAAGGUGCUUCAUUUUUACAAAGCCAGGCAAAAUAUAACGUGUACAGUAACUCGUAGACAGUCCAUACAAUACACUAUAUGGACACGCAGUUUAAACACACAUACUCUGUAAAGUUGAUAUAAUCCAAAAUGGAGCAUUACUCUACAUUGCUUACAGCAAACGGCUAAUGUAUCAAAACCAGGCAAAUUUGUACAGGUAUUAACAACUUCUUAAACACGUUCUAUUGAGCUGUUGUACAGAUGAUGUUUUGAGGUACAUGUUGAUGAAUGUUUGAUGAAGAACUGUUGGUAUGAUCACCUUUCCUAAUUUAGUUUAUUUCCUUUCUCUUAUUUUUGGGCCAAGUACUACUAUUUUAGGUAUGGCAGGCCCAGUCAUCUGGUCCAUUAACUUGUCUCACACCCCACUGGUUUCUGGGUGGUUAUGGAACACUACUAUGAUGCUACUGAAAAGCGAUAUAGCCGCUGGGGAAGAAAAACAGUGGGGGCGUGUGAUUAUUUGUUUGUUGGGGUUUUUUUUUUUGCCCUGUGAGUGUGUAUUUACAUGUGUGAAUGGAGCGAGUAUGGCUUAAGUUUGUGUGUGUUUUUUUUCCUGGCAAGCAUGUGCAUAGUUGAUCUGCUCUUUCAGCGUGGGUAUUAUGCAUUUAUGUUAUAGGAUUAGCUGUAUCCUAUUUCCACAUUUAGAUUUGCACAGAGGAGAUACAAUGUGAAAUGAGGCAUUAGUGCAGCUAGCAGGAAUUUGUCUGUUUUGAUAAGCAACUGUGAUGAUGCGGGAAAAGACUUUCUGCAUGGUCACCCAGCCUAAAGUUAGACAACACUGGCACAGCAGGGUGGUAGUGUACUGUAUUUGUGGCCACAGCUCUCAUAACGAUGGCGCUGUGCUACAUCAUGAGGUCUCUUCUGUGGUGGUAAUUGUGUAAAGAUUGGUACACAAAGAGAUGGAGGUGGCAAGAUUACAACUGUCAUUAGGGACUGUACGAAAAUUAUUCGGGGGGGGGGUUCAGAAAAGGGGGUUAUGUAUUUUUGUCAGAAAGGCCUCAUUUUACAAUCCAUCUUUGCUGUGCAUUAUUGUUGUGAAGGACCCUUAAGCUAAUCUCUCACAGUUUCUUUAUUUUGCCCCUUUUUUGUCCUUUUUAAGGAAUAAAAAACUGUUUAAAGGUUCAUAGGAUGAAUGGGAAAGUAUUUUUGAGAGAAUUAUAUUUUGCUGGAAAACAAUAUUUAAGUACUUUGUCUAAAAAUGAUAUCCUUUUUGUAAAAUGAAAUGUUAAUGCAUGCUUUUUGAUGAGAUGUUUACAUUGUAUUUAAAAAAGGGAAACUUGUGCCUUUUUAUCUGACCUGAUUUACAAUUUUACAGUAUAUAUUGUAAAUAAUACAGCAAGUCCUUAUGUUGAGUAUAGUAUAAAGCAUUUCUACUUUAACCAUCUUGUUGGAAUAUUGGAAAAAUGUGUGUUUCCCACUCGCCAUGUUCUGUGUGUUGGAUCACAGAGAAGAAUUUACAGUAAAGGUUGGUGCCAGAAAGGGCCAAAUAGAGAAAUGAAUGUAUCAUACAUUGUGAGAGACUUAUGGAACUUACUACCUGAAUGUUAGAGAGAGUACAUUUAUUAUCUUAUUAAGUAAAGUUAUUUGAUUUUGCAUUUUUUUUUUACUUUUUGCAUCAUUGUUCAAGUGGCUCAAACAAAAAAAAUAAUAAUAAUCAAAAAGUAUUUCUUAUUUUGUAACAAGAUGUAUCACGUGAUGGAUCCUUGAGUUGUUGCUGUUGAAAUGAUUUCCUAACCCAUCGCGGUAUUGUUGAUGAGCACCAUAAUAAAAUCAAAAAAUCACAAACUAUAUAAACAUGGGAUAUGUGAAAGAAAGUUCUUGACUUUUCAGUUUUAAAAUAGAAACUUUAUGCACACACAAAAUGAAAUGAAAUGAUGGAUGUAGAGACUGUAGACCUGACAUUUAGCCAAUUCAGAUUUGACCAGUUUUUGACCAGUUAUUAACUGGACAUAUUGCACUAACUGCCAAAAUAAGUUUCAAUCAUAAAAGAAACAAAUUUGUCCCAAAGAAUGGUAAAAAAUAUUAAAAUCUAUACACAGUAAAUUCCUGAUAAUGACAACAAUAUUAUCAAUGAUCUUAUCAAGCCCCUUAAUGACCUUUUGCACUCCAGAAAUAUAGGCUUUGACUGUUGGCUAUUUAAUUUUUUUUUUGUUUGUUUUAAAGGAAUAGUUCAACAUUUUGGGAAAUUACACCUAUUAGCUUUCUUAGUAAAUAAGAAGCUACAGCCUAGAGACUGAGCUUAGUAUAAAGACUGGAAAAUGGGGGAAACAACUAGGCUGCCUCUGUCCAAAGUUCAGAAGGUCAAAUCCACCUGCCAGCACCUCUAAAGCUCAACAAUGAACAUGUAUCUUGUUUGUUUAAUCCGUAGGAAAAUCUUAAAAAGCUGUUUCCCCGUUUUCAGUCUUUAUGCUAAGCUAAGCAUCCCCUGGCUGUAUUAACCAUACAGACAUGAAAUGUUAUCAAUCUUCUAAUCUAACCCUCGGCAAGAAAGCAAAUAAAUGUGUUCCCCAAAAUGUUGAACCAUUCCUUUAAAGGAGCAAAUUUAUGAACUGUUUAUUUAUUGGUUAUCAAUCACCCCCCUACUGCAAACAAUAAAAUAAAAGCUGUCUCCUUCUAAAUAAACUCCUUUUAGGCAUGAAUGACUCAGAAUGUGUUCAACUGCUGUUUCACAGUACACUAUCGCGUCACUGUAUGUGGAGUCAUAUCAUUGCCAUUUUCUGUUCAUGGUGAUGAAUCGGGUGUAGAGAGACUAAGCCAUAUCUCCACAGCCAUGGCAGUGCAUUUCUUAUUAAUAUAUAAAUAUAUACAAAUGCUUUUUUUUCCCAAUUCCAAAAAUGACUUUUUACUCAGAUGCUUUGUACAAUAUUUCUCAGCCACUAUCCAGCAAACAUACAGUAGACACCCUUCAACAUAAACCAAUAAAACAUCUUUGAAACCAGUUACUACUGUAUAUCUUGAUGCAGAUAUUGCCAUACUUGUGUUUGCAAAACUAUUGCAAGAUUCUAAUAAAACUGUUAAACUGA
Messenger RNA from Siniperca chuatsi (mandarin fish), 7782 nucleotides. RefSeq names its product nuclear receptor subfamily 3, group C, member 2 (gene nr3c2). Bases 426 to 3413 code for a protein of 995 amino acids. Gene Ontology annotation, biological process: regulation of DNA-templated transcription. Gene Ontology annotation, molecular function: sequence-specific DNA binding; zinc ion binding; DNA-binding transcription factor activity. The record is from RefSeq and is a predicted model, not a curated record. Lineage: Eukaryota; Metazoa; Chordata; Actinopteri; Centrarchiformes; Sinipercidae. The transcript has 9 exons.